Psammomys obesus (fat sand rat) is the source of this 1525-nucleotide messenger RNA. RefSeq names its product CD300 molecule like family member f (gene Cd300lf). The coding region runs from base 46 to 1002 and encodes 318 amino acids. The transcript has 7 exons. Gene Ontology annotation, cellular component: plasma membrane. Gene Ontology annotation, molecular function: transmembrane signaling receptor activity. The record is from RefSeq and is a predicted model, not a curated record. NCBI's taxonomy places the organism in Eukaryota, Metazoa, Chordata, Mammalia, Rodentia, Muridae.
CUGCUCUUGCUGGCAGGCUCCACCAAGGCCAACGGCUGUGGGAAGAUGCAGCUGCCGCUGCUGGUUCCUUUUCUCCUCUGGAUCUCAGGCUGCUCCACUGCUCAGGAUGAAAUCACAGGUCCAGAGGAGGUGAGGGGUCAGGAGCAGGGCUCCUUGAUGGUGCAGUGUCGUUACUCCUCAUCCUGGAAGGAUUACACGAAGUACUGGUGCCGAGGAGCUGCUUGGAGAUCAUGUGAGAUUCUCAUUCGAACUGAUUCAGAGCAGUUGGUGAAGAAGAACCGUUUGUCCAUCAGAGACAACCAGACAGACCUCAUCAUCACAGUGACCAUGGAGGAUCUGAGGCUGAGCGAUGCCGGCGUUUACUGGUGUGCAAUUGAGAAGUCUGGAUUUGACCACAAGUUUAAAGUUGAUGUGAGCAUUGACCCAGCACCUCAAGCACCCAUUACAGUGCCAACCACGCUUUCCACCACCUCCACUGUCACCGUGUUCACAACAGAGACCGUCACUGUAGAAGAGACCAGCAUGUUCUCAACGCUGAGCAGCCACUACUCUGAUGACAGGCACAGCAGUGGUGAUGGUGGUCUUUUGGAUCUCACUGUGCUCCUCCCAGUCAUCUCUGCUGUGCUGUUGCUUCUCCUGCUGGUGGUCUUACUCUUUGCUUGGAGGAUGAUGAAGAGACAGAAGAAAGCUGCCGGGCCAUCUUCAGAUCAGGUACAGCAGUCCCUGGAGGGUGACAUGGAGGUUUGUUAUGCAAACCUGUCCCUGAAGCAGCCCAGAGCCUCCUAUGGGCCCUCCAAAUCCUCGGCUGGCAAGGCCCAUGACGAGGACGUGGAAUAUGUCACCAUGGCUCCCUUUCCCAGGGAGGAGAUUUCCUACGCAGCUCUGUCUUUGGCGGCCUUGGGUCAGGAGCCCACUUACUCCAACACUGACUGCCUCAACACCCACCUUCCCAGGAUGAGCCUGGAGGAGACCACAGAGUACAGCAGCAUCAGGAGGUCCUAGCCUGUGGCCAUGCCUUGAUCUUGGUCCCUGAAGACGGCCUGAGAACAUGUUUCUGCACACCUGCUUCCUUACCAGGCCUAGUGGGUGACUGGAGCUCUGUCCAUCCAGCCUUCCUGGCCUUCAGCUCUGCCUUGAGUUCUGAGUCCUGCCUCAGGGGCGCCUUUCACGUCCCCGCUUAGAGCCAGGGUGCCUUGGAAGGAACCACGGAGAGGCUGCUUCAGGGACACUGUGUAAAUCAUAACAAUGGUAAUAAUAAUACUAGCAAUCAACCCUUAUUUAUUGUUUAUCACAUGCCCCUCCCAAGACAUUUUCACCCCAAUGUCCAUAAUCUGUGAAUUGUAUUAUACAGUGAAAGACAGAUGCGAACGUGUUUACUCUGGUGUUUGAGAUGAGUCUGUUUUAUCCAAGUAGACUCAAAAUAAAAUCACAAGAGUCCUUCUAAGGAGGGAGGGAGGAACAAAGAGGCAGAGAGGGAGGGAGGGAGAGGGAGAGACAGGGAGAGAGAGAGAGAGAGAGAGAGAGA